AUGGGCCGGUCGAAGAAAAAGAGCAAGCAGAUUACGAUUGAGGAUGUAUUAGUGGUCAACAGAUCCGACAGCCGUGAUGACCAUGAUGAUGAUGAUUAUGACGAGGACGACCUUCCCAUACAAAGAUCUGGAAGGAAAAGAACAGCACCACCUGGGGCAAACUCAUCACCCGUGCCGCGCAUGUCUCGCCGUGGUACGAUUGUGGACGACGACGAAGAGGAGGAUGAGGACGGCGGCGACUCUGACGAUACGAUCGAUGAACUGCCAAGACGGUCUACGUCCAAGGCGGUAGCCAUAUCGGAUGACGACGACGACGACGACGAUGUGCGGCCAGCAAAACGGCUUCGCCGAGGUCGCCAACCGUCUUCCGGCAGCGACGACAGCAGCGACGACCUUGUCAUCCUCACGCCGCCACCAAAGCAAACUCCGUCACGGCUGGUCCGUUCGACACCAGCACAACAGCAACAGCCGACAAUUAGCGUCUCGCGCUCGGCACGGAAAAGUGGCCCGCGAUCAGCCCGGCAGCGCCACAUGGAAUUGCUACGGCGACGGCGGCUGGGCGAGAAAGUCACAGAAAGCGAUCUGGAGGACUCGUUUUCGGACGAAGAACAGCCUCGGAAAGCGCUCUACGACAAAGAUCCGGACCACGUUGCGCUGUCGGAUUUUGAGGACGACGACGAGGAGGCGGUGGGGAAGCAAAAAGAAGCAGCUGGCGACGUAGAAGAAGCAGAGCCUGUCUCCGUCGAGCAGAUGGAAAAGGACUUGAAGAGAAAGUGGAAGAAGGACAAGAAGAAGAAGAAAAAGGAGGAGAAGAGGAGGAAGGCAGAGCGCGAGCAGGAGCAGGAGCAGGAGCAGGAGCAGUUCUCUGCCAUCAUGCAGCUCCGCAGCCAGUACGAUGCAGAGUCGGACGACGGCUACGACAAUUUGCGACUGGGCGACGGCGAGGUGGCCAACGAGGACGACGAAGAGGCCGAGGACAUGGCCGAUUUCAUCGACGACAGCCACACGGGCCUGCUUGGUGCGCCGGACGGUAGCGACGCCGAGGACGAGCAGGCCAUGCUGCGGCGGGAGAUUCCGCUGCAGUUUACCUUCCAGGCACACAAGCCGCUCAAGAGCCAUUUCAAAGACGCCAUUGAGUGGCUGGUGCACCGGCGCGUGAAUCCUGGCGGCGUGUUUGCCGAGUCGGACGACGAGCUGUACAAGGUCGCAUGGGGCCGGCUGGACCGCGAGGUCGGCGGGCUGGCGCAGUCCCGGUUCAUCUCGUCGGUGUGGACGCCCGAGUUUUACGGCACGCUGCGUGCGCGGCCGUACAUGGACAGCUUCAACAUCCGGCCGUCUGGCGGCAAAAAGGACAGCAUUGUCAUCCCCGGCAUGGACGAGAACGUGUGCCACGCGUGCGGGCGGACGAACCACCCGGCGUCUUUCCGGGUUAUGUUCAGCGGCAAGGCCUACGACAGCAAGACACUGGACGACAUUGAAGAAGCAGACAGCGACGAGGAGGACGAACCAGAUGAUGACCACGUGUCGAUUGAUAUGAAUGGAAACAGCCUCCCUCCCACGUCGCGGCAGUGGUACGUCGGCGUCGUCUGUCACAGCAACGCCGAGACGGCACAUGACCUUUUGCACUGGCGACGGGCACUCAAAGACUGGGUGGAAGAGAAGCUCCAGGCGGACCAUCUGCUGGACCAGCUGGAGGGCCGCAAGAAGAAGAUGAAGACGAAGAAGCGGCGCACCUUUGCUAACAACAUUGUGGACGACUGGGAAGCUAACGGCACGGUCGACUCUUUGUUCCGCGACUUUUCCAAGAUGUUGGAGGGUGCGCAGGCCAAGUCGACCAAGACGCUGUCGCGGUUUGGCCGAUAA
Sporothrix brasiliensis 5110 is the source of this 1863-nucleotide messenger RNA. RefSeq names its product transcription factor iiic-like protein. The record is from RefSeq and is a predicted model, not a curated record. The transcript is spliced from 2 exons. Bases 1 to 1863 code for a protein of 620 amino acids. Gene Ontology annotation, cellular component: nucleus. NCBI's taxonomy places the organism in Eukaryota, Fungi, Ascomycota, Sordariomycetes, Ophiostomatales, Ophiostomataceae.